This is a messenger RNA of Talaromyces proteolyticus, 1398 nucleotides long. Its product is annotated as retrograde regulation protein 2. Lineage: Eukaryota; Fungi; Ascomycota; Eurotiomycetes; Eurotiales; Trichocomaceae. The record is from RefSeq and is a predicted model, not a curated record. Gene Ontology annotation, molecular function: transmembrane transporter activity. Gene Ontology annotation, biological process: transmembrane transport. Gene Ontology annotation, cellular component: membrane. The transcript is spliced from 7 exons. The coding region runs from base 1 to 1398 and encodes 465 amino acids.
AUGCAGAUUGAAUACAAGACUGCCAAUGAGUCUGCAGCCAGUGGGGCAGAUCCGAGCUUGUCGAUUGAAGAAUACGUGCGACGCGAACGUGCUGUGGUCUGGAAACUGGAUUGUUUUAUUGCGCCGGUGAUGAUGCUGCUGAUGCUCAUUUCGUAUCUGGAUCGGGGUAAUAUAUGCAUCUCGAUUUUCUAUAUUUUCUAUGUGCUUGCCGAAUUCCCAACAUCUCUUCUCGUCAAACGUCUUCAAUACAACCGCGUCAUCCCCUGUAUCACUUUCUGCUGGGGUCUAGUAUGCAUGUGCACGGGCUUCGUACAAGGGUUCCCAUCUCUCGCGGUGACUCGGCUACUUCUAGGGUUUUUCGAGGGGUGUUUAUUCCCUUCGAUGACGCUAUUUCUCUGCGACUGGUACAAGCGAGAAGAAUUAGCGACUAGGAUAUCAUUCCUCUUUGUGGCUUCUGCGUUGUCUGGGGCAUUUGGUGGUCUGUUAGCUUACGCAAUAUUGUAUAUGGAUGGAGUGGCUGGGAUGAGUGGAUGGAGAUGGCUUUACAUAAUCGAAGGAAUUAUCACUCUCGGUUGGGCCGGGAUAUGUCUUUUCGUCGUCCCCAAAAACUAUGAAACGGCGUACUUCUUGAACGAGCAAGACAAAGUCAUAAUGCGAUGUCGUGCCGAGGCUACUGCUGCAUACAGCGGUGGACAAGGACACUACAAAUGGAAAGAUAUCAAAAUGGCUGCCAAGGAUGUUAAGAGUUGGAUACACGGCGUCAUCCAGAUUUGUGUCGUUACUAUUCUCUACGGCUUUGGUACCUUUCUUCCGAUUAUUCUGAAAGAUGGAUUCCACUACUCAACCAUCCAAGCUCAAUAUCUCGUUAUACCUGUGAAUCUCUGGGGUGCAAUCGUUUACGGUGUCGGGGCCGUCCUGUCAGACAAAUACAAAGCCCGAUUCCUAUCCCUCAUCAUCUCAGCUCCCUUCGGUAUCGCCGGUUACGCGAUUCUCGUCGCUAACAGCCGCCACACGAUGCAGCCUGGUAUACGGUAUUUCGCGACAUAUCUGAUUUCUACCGCAUGCUACCUUUGUACUGGUACCAAUAUCGCUUGGCUAUCUAGCAACUGCGCUCCCGAUGGGAAACGAGCUGCUAGUGUGGGUAUUUUGCUGACAUUGACGAAUAUCGGAGGCAUUGUUGCAGGACAGAUUUAUCAGACGAAUUCGGCCCCCGGGUUUGUGUUGGGGCACUCGUGGUCAUUGGGCUGUUUGGCGUUUGCGUGGUGUGGUUGGUGGGUCGUUCUGGGGAUUUAUAAACAGAGAGAAAGACAGAAGGAUAGGGCUUUGGCGGACGGAAAUGCUGAUGUUACUGGAGCGGAUUGGAGUGAUAGGGCGCCUGACUUCAGAUAUCAGUUUUAG